AAAUCUAGCCAUAAAAUCCACUGUCUCUCUUCCAAAAGUUGAGGAGUCCAAAAUCACCCCUACUUCGUCUAUCUCUACCAGCGACUCUCGUCAUCAUGUACAUACUGGCUCCGACUUGUCGUUACAACUAUCGUCGCAUUUGGAUCAACCAGAAACGGGGGAAGAUUUGGGGGCAUCCACCAUCACUUCAACAACGUUGGUCCGCACAAGGUCACAAACUGAUUCCAUUGUUUCGUCACCAAAUGCACAGGAUAAAUUCAUCAACAAAUUCACCAGCAGCAUGAGCGGUGUGAUGAAAAACUUUCGGCCUGUGAGUGCAUCAUCAUCUAGCUCCUCUCUCAAUGUUCACCUGGAACCCAACGCUUCCAACAAUGGAGUCUCUCAGAAUACCAUUACUCCUUUCAAUACGGGCAGCAACGGUCAAACGGGAGAUAAAAGCAAGCCCUCACUUAACAAGAUGCGCAGCCGUACUACUAGUUUGAUAAAUACUGGCCUAUUUAAUCAGGAGUACUCGAAAAUCGGGAAAGCAGGGCUUCUCAACUCUAUUGAGAACGCCUUUGAGAAUGUUAAGAACAGAAGCCGGGGAAGCUCUUUAAGUGAUCAUUUUCAAAACCGUUCUGAGGAUCAUCAAAAGUUUGCCAACAUUGAUAUUUCGAAACUAGACCGCUUUGGCAAUAAGUCAUUCGAACAGCUCACUGUGUCUGAGCUAUCGCAGAUGUAUCAAAACUACCAGUAUAUUCUAAGCAUGUUAAAUAAGGAAGAUAGCUAAACAGAAUACAUUUUAACACUCAG
Messenger RNA from Ogataea polymorpha, 792 nucleotides. RefSeq lists its product as uncharacterized. The transcript has a single exon. Lineage: Eukaryota; Fungi; Ascomycota; Pichiomycetes; Pichiales; Pichiaceae. The record is from RefSeq and is a predicted model, not a curated record. The annotation marks the transcript as partial.